Messenger RNA from Schistocerca cancellata (South American locust), 7504 nucleotides. Its product is annotated as Ig-like and fibronectin type-III domain-containing protein 1. The transcript has 27 exons. Bases 93 to 4583 code for a protein of 1496 amino acids. Lineage: Eukaryota; Metazoa; Arthropoda; Insecta; Orthoptera; Acrididae. Gene Ontology annotation, molecular function: protein binding. The record is from RefSeq and is a predicted model, not a curated record.
GAGAACCGUCGCAUGCUGUUUUACGAAAACUAUUCUUCGUACUGUCAUUCCCCACCAGACUCGGCAAAAUAGAACAGGAUCUAACUUGCGCCAUGGGGCAGUCGAAGCGUCUGCCGCUGCUAGCGUUCCUGGCAACCAUGCCCCUGGUUCUUGGGCUGCCGAGCAUGCGCGACAGCUUCACGCACCCAGUGCACGUGUACGAGGGCGACGACGCGCUCAUCACGUGCGUGGUGCGCGACGUGGGCGACAACACGGUCAUGUGGAAGAAGGAGGACCGCGAGCGCCACAGCCGGCGAGUGCUCACCGCGGGCGACGCGCGCGUCACGGGGGACCGCCGCUUCGACGUCCUGCACGACGGAGUGGCGCCAGAGGAGCUCUCCAUAUCAGGUGGCGACGUUUGGGUACUGGUGAUCCGGAACGCUAUGCCUUCGGACUCCGGCAUCUACGUGUGUGAAGUCAACAGCAACCCCAUCGUUCGCUCCUUCCACAAGCUUAGCGUGCUGACACGGUCGCAGUCUGCGCUGGAGGGCAACGCUACGGCAACAGGUGUCCACGGGGGAUCGUCGACGGGACUGGGCGCGCCUCUGGAGCCAUCUGGCGACGGCACGCGCAACCACAACUACACCGACUGCUGCGCCGCCAGCAACGUGUCAGCGGCGUGUUUCGGGUUCUGCAACAUCCAGAGCAUUCUCGACGGCAACACCGGCCAAGACCCCGAGCACUGCGAGGCAGACUUCCCUGCUAUCGUGCGUUGCAUGGCUGAUGGACGCAACCACGUGCCCUGCUGCAUCCGACAAGGAGUGCCCGACAUUUGCCAAGACGUGUGCCGAGGGGAGUACACCGUUAUCACGGACAACAUCAAGACGCACUUCUCCUGUUCCGCCUACACCGAGGAGACGCUGGCAUGCAUCGUCGAUGGUGUCGAGCUGCUGCCGAGCCCUCCGGAAGACGUGGAAGUGGAGGCCCUCACGGAGAACACCAUCCGCGUGUCGUGGACGGCGCCCUCGGAGAACGCCGACACCGUCACCACAUACGUCAUCAACGUGACGUCACUGCGACAGUUUGACCAGGACCCGCAGCCGCCGUCUGAGGACUACGACCUGCCGCCUGCCGCCGUCACCUUCAGCGCCACCGCCUCCACCGCAGACUCAUCAACUAGGGACAGCUACGCUGACGCUGCUGAUAGCUAUGCGCGCGCUGCAGCUGCGGAGAUACCGUUCGCUGGUGAGGAGAUGACGGCACCUCCGUCACCCCACGAGGUCUCCCCAGUGCAGGCAACCUACUCCUACAACGUCUCGGUGCCAGGGACUUACAACAGCACCAUCAUCACUGGGUUGACACCAUUUACGAUGUACGAAAUUAAUGUGAUUGCACGUAACAUCCAUGGACAGAGCUUACCAUCAUACACAAUUAGAACUUUGACACUAACAUCUGGCAAGCUUAAGCAGACCACUGUUGCAGAAUCACCUCAGUUGCCUGACAUCAAAAGCUGCUGUAUCAAGAAGGGUGUUUCACAUGCAACGUGUGUUAAUAAACUGUGUGACCCUACUUUGUCAGAAAUUGCUGAGGUCACAGAUUUAAUGAUAUGUGCUCCAUGGGCAACAGACACAUUUCGAUGUUUGACAAACGGGAUUGACCAUACAGCAUGUUGUCGGGCCAGAGGCCUUCCUGUUCACUGUCAAGAACUUUGUUCAGGCAACAUCACUCAACUGGACUUCAGCUACUUCAAGUGCCUGAAAUACAUGGGAGACUACACAAACUGCCUUCUUCAAGGGUAUGGUGUACUUCCAAGUGCCCCACAGAGAGUAUAUAUCUCCAACAUUGCAACAGAGUAUGCUAUUAUUCACUGGGAUCCACCUAAGAUUUUGGGCGAAACGGUUCUCUUUUACAAUGUUAAGUACAGGAGGAUGGCAGUAUAUGACAAUGAAUACCACACAGUGUCCAAUGUGCAUCCACCUUUCAUUCUUGAAAAUCUGCAUAGUGAUUCAGAUUAUGAAGUAUUUGUUGAAGCAGCUAACGCACAUGGUGUUGGGCAACCUUCCGCAAGAAUUGUCUUUAGAACAGACAGUCAGGUGAUUGAAGAUAAAAUUGAGGCAUCUACUUUCUACAAUGUGACAGCCUGUUGCGUAGCAGCUAACUUGAGUGAGAGCUGUUUGCCACUCUGCUCAUACGAUGCCAGUAUGUCAGAUGUCAGAGCACUGGCAGGAGUGUGUGGAUCAGAACUCCACAAACUGUUGCGUUGUGGUGCUGGUGGCCGCAAUCAUGGUACCUGCUGUAUGCGUCGUGGCGUACCACCUGUUUGCCUUCCACUGUGUGCUGGAGUUGUUGCAGAUUCUCUUAUAAUUACUGCCACUUCCUGUAUACCAUACAUUGGGAACAUUGUUCAGUGUUUUGAGGAAGGAACUGGACUGCUACCUGGCCCUAUUAAUGAACUACAUGCAACUGUUGUCACUGAUAACAGCAUAAAAUUGGAGUGGGAGCCUCCAAGUAACAGCACAGUUACAGGAUAUAUUGUUCACUACCAGAAAGUGGACAACACCUCGAUGCACGAAACAGUGCUAAAGCUUGACAAUCAAAUGAAUGUAACAUCAACAAGUGCCAAAGUAACUGGUCUUGAAAGUGGAAGCAUUUACAACUUUUUUGUUGUUUCCGUGAAUGAGCACGGAACCUCAUUGCCAUCCUCAGUUCUCAUGAUCAAUAUUACUAACACAGAUGUUGGCAAGGAGGGUAUUCCAGGUGUGACAUCUCCACCACAUUCUCUCGCAGUUUCUGGACACAGUGCUACAUGGGUCACAAUUACAUGGCAACCACCAGAAUUUAGUCACCCAACAGAACACAUUGUGUACAGGCUCUACCACAAGACACCAGCAGAUGAUGUAUUUCAGAUGGCAGAGACAACUGUGACUUCUCACACUUUACAAAACCUUAAUCCCAAUACACAGUACAUUGUGUAUGUCAUUGCUGUAUCAAAGAAUGGUCAGAGCCUACCAUCAGAAACACUAAUAGCAUGGACUGACCCUGCAUAUCCUGCAUUUGUUGAGCCACCAACUGUGCAUCCCAUCAAUCUGGUUAUUGAAGGCAGCAGCAUGACUAUUUUAUGCAUUGCAAUGGGAACACCAAUGCCAACAAUAUCACUUUAUAUUUCUGGUCGACUUGUGCGACAAGAAGUAACACGGCACAUGGUCACUGUAGUGAAUAAUGUAACAAGAGACAUGGACCAAAUUUCUUGUUAUGCUGAUAAUGGAUAUGGAACGCCAAUGCAAGCCUCUAGGAAGAUAACAAUUAGCCAUCCCCCACAAAUAACAGCAUCAGGAAUAACUAUGGCGGGUCUUGGAGAUUCUGUUGUUCUUGAAUGUACAAUAGAUGCUCAUCCAGAGCCAAAAACAAUGUUCUGGCGUGAUCACUCGGGACGUGUACCUGUCAUACAAGGUGGAAAGUAUAACAUUAAUGUUCAACCAGUGAAGGAUGAGGAAGAUAAAUAUAUAAUGCAACUUACUAUUCACAAAAUCGGCAGUGAAGAUGAAGGGGAUUACUUCUGCCAUGCAGAGAAUGCCUUUGGAAGCAAAACACGCCCUGUUUCUGUUAGAAUACGAAAUGUGGCUGCCAGCAACAAUGUGACACAAUGCUGCAUUGAACAAAAUGUGACAUCAAGCUGUAUGGUAGCAUGCUCAUUCUACUUAGACAUUGAUGCUGUAAUUGAUAAACCAGAGUGCAUAAAUGAUUUUGACAAGUUGAUGAAGUGUGCAGCUGAUGGUUCUGAUCACAGAAGUUGCUGUGCACAGUGGGGAGUGCCGAGGCGAUGCCUCGAUUGGUGUCGAGGGGAACCACUUUUCAACAACAAGUUUUGUGUUUUGUCUUAUACAAAGCAAAUUAUGGCAUGUUUCCAUGAGGACAGAGGACGCCUUCCUGGCCCUCCACAGAACAUUCAAAUUGAAUUGGUUGAUGCACAUUCUGUUCUUGUGAAGUGGGAUCCUCCAGUCAAGAACCCAAAUACUGUAGAAAUGUACAGGGUUUUCUGGAAGCAAGUUGGUUCUCGGACUAUAAUGAAGAGUGAUACCAAGUCUACCAGCCUCUUGAUUACAGGACUGAAAUAUGGAGAGCCAUAUGAGUGUGUCAUUAAAGCUGGCAAUCAUCUAGGUACAAGCACACUGACAGAAGCCAAGCAGUUCACAACAAGGGAUAAGUACAUCUCAUCUGGAAGUAUAGGUGGCGAUGGCUCCCAUGUUGGAAUUGCUGUUGGAGUGGUGCUUGCCUUAAUCAUUGCAGCUGGAAUUGUUGCUGGAGCUGUCUGGUUUAUACGAACUAGAAGAAUGCUUGGAAAUAAAUCAACUGGAGGAGUUGCCUUUGAAAAUCCAAGCUAUCUUCGUGAAGUAAACAUGGAUCACAUACAGAUCCCACAGCCCCAAGCAGAUACAUCCAUGGCCAAUGGAAACAGCAUUUCCAAUGGUAUUAAUCCUGCCAGUGGAGCGGGUUGGAAACAGGAGACGCUGCAUGUACCUGCACAACAGACAGAAGUGGCGCCGUCUCUGUAUGAGGAACUAAAGCUCGGCCAGGAUGGGGCAGGGUUCAAGAGGCUCAAAUAGUAUCAACAGUUCCGCCAUGAAUCAAAGUUCUAGAACCCAGUAGAACAUGUGAAUUGUGCUGUGUACAGUUUACAGAUAAUAUUGACAUCGCCAGAGGAAAUUGUGGUUGCUUGACACAUAUAUUUUAUUGAAAGUGUUACAAAUUGAACAAAGGAUGUGAAAGGUAUCUUCACAAGGAGGGACAUCUCUCCUGACUGAUGGCAAUAUACAUAUUUUGAACACUGUUGUGAGUGAGCUUAGAAAUUUCUAAGGAUUCUAUCAAAGGAUUGAAGACAGGACUGAAGCUUAAGUGGAAAAGUUAGACCAUAGUGAAAUAUACAUUAUUACACAAUGUAAUAGUGACAUAAUCUGUGCCUGUUUUUUAUUAACCUGUGCAGCUGUCCAGAGUUUUAGAUGAGGGAUACAUUCCAAAGAAAUAUGAAGAUGUGUACUUAUGUAUUUUGUCAGACAUUAAAAGUCAACUGUUCAAUCAGAUGGAUUGAGUUAGUCAAGAUCUGACAAAGUAGUUACAGACAACAUUCUAUCUCAGGAUCUUCGGUGUUGCUAAACACUGAUGAAAUUUAUUUCAAGUGUUCUCUUUAAUAUGGUAGUUCUCAACUUGAAAGAUCAGGUAGAUAAUAUGAGCAAGCGAAAGCUAAGGGUAGUUUUUUCCAAACUUCUUGAGCAGACAAAAUAAUUUAUCAAACUGAUAUUACUACACUAGUCAGUCAAGUUGCUCUAAUGGCAUGAUCUUAAGAGGAUCAUUAUACCAUCAACAUGUUCAUGCUACUCAAUAGGUGUGAUAGAUAUAUAUAUAAAUAUGUAUAUUUAAAAAAUCUAAAUUUUCACCUGCUGUCCCAGUAUGACUGAGCAAGAGCAAAGACAAGGGACACAUUCAGAUAAUUAAUCUGCACUUUCAGCUGCAAUAAGUGACUUCAGAAUUGUGAUGACGAAUCAAGUGGCCUAGAACAUGUGACAAAGAGUAGCACAUGCAUUUAUUUCAGUUAUGUGAAAAAUGUGGCAACAAACAACUUAAUAUGGUUAGAAAUUCAUUAUCAGAUUUAAUAAAUAUUAAUUAUGUUUAUAAGUAAAAAGAAAAUUUCACUAUAAUAACAGACAUGAUGGUGUAUUAAUGUACAUUUUAAGUGAAUUCUGAAUGAGUCAUCAGGAGAAUAAGCACAUAUAAAUAAAUCUGGAAAGCAUUUUUGUAUUACAUAGAACCUGAUGUGUAUCCAAAACACAUUGAGACAACUAUCUCUCAAUAAUUCUGUAUGCUGACUUUUCUGGAGUGUAUUGAGUUGCUGUAUUCAUAAUUUUUACACAUUUACAAACUACCAGAAUUCUCAAGAGUUUAGAAUAUUGACUAUUGUCAUUGGACAUGAUAUUAGAAUCCAUUUCAUAUUUUAUAAUUAAAUUAUGUAAGAUUGUCAUGCUUAAAUUGAAAGAUUUCUUUCUCAUAAAGUCAGUUGAAAAGUAACUAUGAAUAAGAACUCAUGGCACAACAAUUCCAUAAAUGAACACUAUUUUUUCCUCAAAAAAUCAUGUAAGUCUUUCAUUUAUACAGGAUUCCUGCAGGAAUAAAAUGACAGAUUUCAUUGAGAAGAAAAACAGCAUAUCUCUGUGCCUUUCAGAUAAUGUGGAUAUCAAAUGUUAAUUAUUUGAGAUACAUAUAGUUUGACACACAUAAUAAGAAUACUGUGAAAAGUAAGAUUACAUUUGUUAGUUAUAUUAUUUGUAUUUGUUACUUAUUUGUCCUACACAAAAAAAUAACUGCAUUCUGGGUGCACAGUGAAUAUAAUGACGAACUCCAGAAAUGAGGCAGAAUGUCACUUUUUGUUGAAGUCUAGCCAUUUCUCCAUUAAUGAUUUCAUACAUAUUGUACCACUUAUGAUCUGUUAAUAAGUACACACAGAGAUUUGGGAAGCACAUGAGGCUUUUAGCAAGUACUAUGUGUGCGCAAUUUAUUUCUACUUAUAUCUGUGCUCAGAGAAAUUUAAGUAAAUAUCUUAAAAAAUGAUAAACCUUUAACACACUGCAGCUACAGCUGCUAGCAACACAUUUGGGGAUUUCAUGGAUAACUGCUCACGACAGUGAUGAAAUUUACACUAAAAGUCAUAGUUGCAAAAAAGUGACAUUUUACCAGUCUGCAUGUAAAGAAUUAAAAUCCAUGUAAAAAUACUGAAAAGACUUCAAAAUCUAUUAUAUAUUUUCAGCUCAAAAGAUUUAUUACUGUGGUCAUGGAGUAUGUCCACACUGACAUAUCGUUUUCAUGCAGCAUGUGUGCCUUUCAGAACAUUACUAUAGGAAGAAGUCAAGAACUUUACCAUUUUUAUGUUGAUUGAUUUCCCCAUGAUAGGUAUAAUGCUUUAACAGAGACCACAACUGUAAAUGAAGUAAGAUUACUUCUAUUAGAAAGGAGAGUUGGGAAAUCUAUAUUGCAAUGUACAAUUGUGGCUGUUUUUUGUUGUUGAAAAGAUAUCUUUUGUACAAUGUAGACUGUGAAUCAUGUAUAGAAUUAUUGUAAAAACAGAAUUUAAUAAAAAAUAGUAAUUUUCCCAUAGAUAAAUCAUUUUAUAUUCUCAUAGUCUACAUGUUACAAAAUUAUUAACAUUUGCAGAACCAAUAUUUUAACCAAGCACUACAUUUGAUAAUACCUGUCAUUAUUUCAUGAUAAUCUGUCUCUCUUAAAAUUAUUCAGAAUCAGAACAACUGUAAGGUAUUUAGUUUAGAUCCCACUGGAGGAGGAUCAAGGCUACAAAUCAACAAAAAAUUCACUGAAGAGUGUGCUUGUUUGUAGGCCUUUAAAGUAUGUCUUCUAUCUGGAUUAGUAAAAGGAUAUAGAAAAGAAAAAAUAUUUGAGGUGAUAAAGAGGUGCAAAGGAAAGAAGUGGUUCAGGAUCCUUGGUUCACAAGGACAUUAAACGUAUGAGAUGAGGUGUUAAA